Astyanax mexicanus (Mexican tetra) is the source of this 3350-nucleotide messenger RNA. It is a transcript of the gene plcd3a, whose product is annotated as phospholipase C, delta 3a. Bases 172 to 2544 code for a protein of 790 amino acids. Gene Ontology annotation, molecular function: calcium ion binding; phosphatidylinositol-4,5-bisphosphate phospholipase C activity. Gene Ontology annotation, biological process: intracellular signal transduction; lipid metabolic process. The transcript has 15 exons. The record is from RefSeq and is a predicted model, not a curated record. Lineage: Eukaryota; Metazoa; Chordata; Actinopteri; Characiformes; Acestrorhamphidae.
GAGCGCAGAGACGGAGGAGGAUCCUUAGCAGAGCUUCAGCAGCGCGCAGUGAUUCAUGCGCUUUAAACCAUAAGCAAAAGCGUGAGACCGCUGAGACUGCUGAGACCUCUGCCUUCUGGAACUUUUCUCUACUGACCCAGACCAGCGAGAGGAGGACAGACAGCUCCGGACAUGCUGGGGAGGAAAAAGAAGCAGAGCGAGGAGAAAGUGCACGAGUCCAAGAUCCUGGACCCUCUCCGGAGACUCGGCGUGCUGGAUGAUGAAGACGUGCGUGUGAUGAUGCAGGGAUCCAACAUAGUGAAGGUCCGCUCUCAGCGCUGGCAGAAACACCGGGGCUUCAAACUUUUGGAGGACUGUGUGACUGUGUGGUGUGAGUCCAGCAAGACCUCCCACAAAGCCAAGAGACGCCAGAGCUUUUGUGUGACGGAGGUGGAGUGUGUGCGGGAAGGCUGUCAGUCAGAGUGUUUGCGGCAGCUGGCCGGCUCUGUCCCAGAAAACCAGUGUUUCACUGUGGUGUUCCGCGGAGGGAGGAAGAGUCUGGACCUGCGCUGUUCAUCACAUGAGGAGGCGCAGUGCUGGGUCCGCGGCAUUCGCACACUCAAAGACCGUGUGGCCAACAUGAGCCAGAAAGACAAACUUGACCAUUGGAUCAGAAGCUAUCUGAGACGAGCUGAUCUGAACCAGGACGGGAAAAUGAGUUACGACGAGAUCCAGCACCUGCUCCAGAUGAUCAACAUCGACCUGAAUGAACAGUAUGCACGCUCCCUCUUUAAGAAGUGUGACCGGUCAUGUGACGGACGCCUGGACCAUGUGGAGAUAGAGGAGUUUUGUCGGGAGCUGCUGCGAAGGCCAGAGCUGGAUGCUGUGUUCCGGCACUACUCCAGUAACGGCUGUGUGCUCUCCACCAUGGAGCUGAGGGACUUCCUGGGCGACCAGGGCGAAGACGCCUCACUGGGCCACGCCCAGAAACUCAUUCUCACCUAUGAGCUAAAUGACUGGGCCCAGAAGAACCUGUUCAUGACUCAGAACGGCUUCACUAUGUACAUGCUGUCUCGAGAGAACGACAUAUUCAACCCGGAUCACACCCGAGUGCAUCAGGACAUGACCCGUCCACUCGCCCAUUACUACAUCUCCUCGUCUCACAACACCUACCUCACUAAAGACCAGGUCACCAGCGACAGCAGCACUGAGCCUUACAUCAGGGCUCUGAAUCAGGGCUGCCGGUGUGUGGAGCUGGACUGCUGGGAUGGUGAUAAGGGAGAACCUAUGAUCUACCAUGGACACACACUCACCUCGAAAGUCCUCUUCAAGGAGGUGAUCGAGACCAUCGCUCAGUAUGCCUUCAAAGUGUCUCCGUAUCCUCUGAUCCUGUCUCUGGAGAAUCACUGUAGUGUAGAGCAGCAGGCGGUCAUGGCGCAGCACCUUCGCUCCAUCCUGGGCCCCAAACUCCUCACCAAACCUCUCAGUGACCAGCCACUCACACAGCUGCCUUCACCUGAGGAGCUGAAAGGGAGGAUACUGGUGAAGGGGAAGAAGCUGAGCGCUGGUCAAAUAGGAAAGACUAACAGCUUUGGUCCACUGGGAACAACAAGCAGCUCUGCCAGCUUCUCCUCCAGCUCAGAUGACGAGACAGGUGGUGGGACCAAGAGCCCCAACAAAAAGGAUCCUGGGAAACCAUUAAGCUCAUCUAAGAUAAGCCCGGAGCUGUCAGAUCUGGUGGUGUACUGCAGCAGUGUGUCGUUCAGUGGGUUUGAUGCAGCCAAUCAGAAGCCCCCCAGUGAGAUGUCCUCCUUCUCUGAGAAUGAAGCUCUUAAACACAUCAAAGACUCAGGAAAGCUCUUUGUGAGAUACAACAGUAGACAGCUGAGCCGGAUUUACCCAUCAGGCCAGAGGCUACAGUCAUCCAACUACGACCCACAGGACAUGUGGAACGGAGGCUGUCAGAUGGUUGCGCUGAACUUUCAGACACCAGGCGAGCAGAUGGAUCUAAACCGUGGCCGCUUCUUGCCCAACGGUGGCUGUGGGUACGUGCUGAAACCAGACUUUCUGUGCCAGCCGGAACUGAACUUCAACCCAGAGAACACAGGCGGAGGACCCGGACACAUACCCACUCAACUCACCAUACGGGUGAUCACUGCUCAGCAGUUACCCAAGAUAAACACAGACAAGCCCAACUCCAUUGUGGACCCUCUUGUAUGGGUGGAGAUUCAUGGAGUGGCGAUCGAUAAAGCUCGUUCCAAAACCCAGCGCAUCAACAACAACGGUUUUAACCCACGCUGGGACUGCACACUAAGCUUCCAGCUGCAGGUUCCUGAGCUGGCGCUGGUGCGCUUUGUGGUGGAGGAUCACGACCACAAGAGCAAGAACGACUUUGUCGGACAGUUCACCAUACCUUUCACCAGCCUGCGCAUAGGUUACCGGCAUGUGCACUUGCUGAAAGCGGACGGCUCCAGCCUCUCUCCGGCCACGCUCUUCAUCCACGUGAAGGUGACAAGAAGAGGAGUACCCAUCAAAACAGUCUCAGGACGUAUGGGCAAAGUCUGACCUCCCCUCUACGCCCUGGAGCCACAGCGAAACUAUUUUUGAGGAUACUGUGCCUAAAGUGGAGCUUCCAAACAGGUCUACACAGGAGCAGGACCUGGAACAGCCUGACCAAACCAAUGGCCUUCCAAAAAGAGUCACUCAGAUGAUUUUCCUGAGCCUUGUACUCUCUGCAGAGAGACGUGCCCUCAGAGUCCAUGCCUGCAGGCCCUGUACUUACACAUGGACGUGGCAUCUCUAACACCAAGCCAGCACUGCCGUAGAAUAGGCAUGCUGUAGAAUAGAGCUGAGAGUUGUCAAACUCUUACUGCUCCUGUAGAAGCGAGGCGAUGUUGAGCUGUGUUGUUGAUCAGUGUUAUUUUCUAAUUUUCUUAAUCACUAUUCAUGGAGAUGGAGAGGCCACGAUACGGACUGCUAACCUGAUCAUUAAUGCUUUAGACAGAGAACUUCAAAUGUAAUGUAACAUUAUUUUAUUAGUUUUAAUUUAAUGCUUUUUGAUUUAAUUUAACUUACAUUCACAUCAGUUCAUUAAGUGCCACUUGAUUCUGCAGCACAUGUUUCGUGUCUGUUAGUAAGCUGCUUAUUUUAAUAGUUUUAAUGCUUAUAUAUGCCAUUGCAAGAUGUUUGUGGCGUAUAAAGUAAGUAGUUGUGAAGGUUUGGUUUCGAGGCAAGGCUAAAGACUGAUCUGUUGGCUUUUACAUUACCAACCUCAGAAUAGUUGGGGUACUGUGUAAAAUGAAAAUAAGUGUAAAUAAAAACAGAAUAUAGUGUUUGGAAGAUUUCAUAGACCCAUAUAUAUAUAUAUAUAU